Lathyrus sativus (Indian pea) is the source of this 1563-nucleotide messenger RNA. The record is from the annotation of a GenBank genome assembly. NCBI's taxonomy places the organism in Eukaryota, Viridiplantae, Streptophyta, Magnoliopsida, Fabales, Fabaceae.
AUGGAAAACCAGUUCUUUUUGAAUGCUGGAUUUGAACCGUCACUUCAUUCUUCAAAUUCUCCAAUGCCAACAUGGCAAUCACUUUCUUCAUCCAUGGAAGUUCAACCGCCACUUCUGAAUUCUUCCUCAAACCAAUCCCAAGGUUGUUUUUUCAACCCGAAUUGGGAAAAGUCAACGGAUCAAAAUCUUAACUUUGAUUCAGCACUUAGUUCAAUUGUCUCGUCUCCUGCAUCACCGCCAAUCGAGAAUCCUAUGAUGAGAGAAUUGAUUGGGAAAUUGGGAAGUUUUGGUGAGAUCUCACAACAACAUUCUAAGCUCAACAACGUUGUACCAAUGAUGAACCACUUAGGAGGAAAAUCAAUACCUGAAUUUUCACCUGAUCCUGGUUUUGUUCAAAGGGCUGCAAAAUUUUCUUGCUUUGGUAGCAAGAGUUUCAAUGAGAGAAGUACUAACCAGUUGGUGAUGAUGAACAAUGUUGAGUUAGCUCAAAGAUCUGUUAAUUUAAUGGAGAAUGGGGCGAAGUUAUUACCAAGAGUUUCGAGUAGUCCUUCGCUCAAAACAAUUGGAACUCAAAUGGUUAACAAAGAUAACAAGAAUUCACCAUUGCAACAAGAAUAUGAGAGAAUGGAAGUGGCUAAUUCUCAAGAGGAAUCUACAAUCUCAGAGCAAAAUACUCCAAAUGGUAGUGAAAUUGGUGCGAAAGCUUCACUUGAUAUGAAUUCAAGGAAAAGAAAAAGUUCUUUUAAAGGAAAAGCUUCAAACUCUUCCAAUCCUACCAAGGGUGGUGAACACUUAAAUGCAAAGAAAAGCAAGUCAAAUGAGGGUGAGAAAAAUGAAAUUGGUGGCAUAAAUAUAGAAGAAGAUUCCAAAAAAGAUGCUACUAAUGAAGGGGAAGAGAAACAGAACAAGAGUAACUCAAAAGCUCCUGAACCUCAAAAAGAUUACAUUCAUGUCAGAGCAAGAAGAGGUCAAGCUACUGACAGUCACAGCCUUGCCGAACGCGUUCGACGAGAGAAAAUAAGCGAAAGAAUGAAACUUCUUCAAGAUCUGGUACCAGGUUGCAAUAAGGUUACUGGAAAAGCACUUAUGCUUGAUGAAAUUAUAAAUUAUGUUCAGUCAUUACAACGUCAAGUUGAGUUUUUGUCUAUGAAAUUGUCUUCUGUUAACACAAGUAUUGAAAGUGUUGUUGUAUCAAAAGAUAUAUUUCAAUCAAAUAAUUCAUUGCAAAACUCAAUAUUCCAAUUAGAUUCUCCAGCACCAUCUUUUUAUGAGACACAGAUUCAACAAAAUCAAGUUAUUCAUAGUAACAUUCCUAAUGGAAGUGGAACACAUUGCUUAGUGGAUUCAUUGGAUUCUUCUUUGUGUCAUAAUCUUAGCAUGCAUUUACCUUCUCUAAAUGGGUUUAAUGAAAAUGGAUCUCAGUUUCCAUUAACAUUUUCUGAGGAGGACUUAAACACCAUUGUACAGAUGGGAUUUGGCCAAACUUCAAACAGGGAAACACCAAUACACUCACCAAGUUUCAACGGUUCAAAUCAAGCAACACAAAUGAAAAUUGAACUCUAA